Loxodonta africana (African savanna elephant) is the source of this 5282-nucleotide messenger RNA. It is a transcript of the gene PCDH19, whose product is annotated as protocadherin 19. NCBI's taxonomy places the organism in Eukaryota, Metazoa, Chordata, Mammalia, Proboscidea, Elephantidae. The transcript is spliced from 6 exons. Gene Ontology annotation, cellular component: plasma membrane. Gene Ontology annotation, biological process: homophilic cell-cell adhesion. Gene Ontology annotation, molecular function: calcium ion binding. The record is from RefSeq and is a predicted model, not a curated record. Bases 90 to 3527 code for a protein of 1145 amino acids.
CGGCCCGAGCAGGCGGGAAGCUGGAGCGCCGGCGGCGUCGGUCUCGGAGGGGUGUGGAGAGGCGAGGCCAGGCAGAGCCCCGCGCAGCCAUGGAGUCUCUCCUGCUGCCGGUGUUGCUGCUGUUGGCGGUACUGUGGACGCAGGCGGCCGCCCUCAUUAACCUCAAGUACUCGGUAGAGGAGGAGCAGCGCGCCGGGACGGUGAUCGCCAACGUGGCCAAGGACGCGCGUGAGGCAGGCUUCGCACUGGACUCACGGCAGGCCUCUGCCUUCCGUGUGGUGUCCAACUCGGCUCCGCACCUGGUGGACAUCAACCCCAGCUCAGGCCUGCUGGUCACCAAGCAGAAGAUCGACCGUGACUUGCUGUGCCGCCAGAGCCCCAAGUGCAUCAUCUCGCUCGAGGUCAUGUCCAGCUCUAUGGAGAUCUGCGUGAUUAAAGUGGAGAUCAAGGACCUGAACGACAAUGCGCCCAGUUUCCCGGCGGCACAAAUCGAGUUGGAAAUCUCAGAGGCAGCUAGCCCCGGCACACGCAUCCCGCUGGACAGCGCCUACGACCCUGACUCGGGCAGCUUCGGAGUGCAAACGUACGAGCUCACGCCCAACGAGCUCUUUGGCCUGGAGAUCAAGACCCGCGGCGACGGUUCGCGAUUUGCCGAACUCGUGGUGGAGAAGAGCUUGGACCGCGAGACGCAGUCUCACUACAGCUUUCGCAUCACUGCGCUCGACGGUGGCGACCCGCCUCACCUGGGCACCGUGGGCCUCAGCAUUAAGGUGACCGACUCCAAUGACAACAACCCGGUGUUUGGCGAGUCCACCUAUGCGGUGAGCGUACCAGAAAACUCGCCUCCCAACACGCCAGUCAUUCGCCUCAACGCCAGUGACCCAGAUGAGGGCACUAACGGCCAGGUGGUCUAUUCCUUCUACGGCUACGCCAACGACCACACGCGCGAGCUCUUCCAGAUCGACCCGCACAGCGGCCUCGUCACGGUCACCGGCGCCCUAGACUACGAAGAGGGCCACGUGUAUGAGCUGGACGUGCAGGCCAGGGACCUGGGACCCAACUCCAUCCCGGCACACUGCAAAGUCACCGUCAGCAUUCUGGACACCAACGACAACCCGCCCGUCAUCAACCUGCUGUCGGUCAACAGCGAGCUGGUGGAGGUGAGCGAGAGCGCCCCCCCAGGCUACGUGAUUGCACUGGUGCGGGUGUCUGAUCGAGACUCUGGACUCAACGGGCGAGUGCAGUGCCGUUUGCUGGGCAAUGUGCCCUUCAGGCUGCAAGAGUACGAAAGCUUCUCCACUAUCCUAGUGGACGGAAGGCUGGAUCGCGAGCAGCACGACCAGUACAACCUGACGAUCCAGGCGCGCGACGGCGGCGUGCCCACGCUACAGAGUGCCAAGUCCUUCACCGUGCGCAUCACGGACGAGAACGACAAUCACCCGCACUUCUCCAAGCCCUACUACCAGGUCAUUGUGCAGGAGAACAACACUCCCGGCGCCUAUCUCCUAUCUGUGUCGGCCCGCGACCCCGAUUUGGGUCUCAAUGGCAGUGUCUCCUAUCAGAUUGUGCCGUCGCAGGUGCGGGACAUGCCAGUAUUCACCUAUGUCUCCAUCAAUCCCAACUCGGGCGACAUCUACGCUCUGCGCUCUUUCAACCACGAGCAGACCAAAGCGUUCGAAUUCAAGGUGCUGGCCAAGGACGGCGGCCUGCCCUCGCUGCAGAGCAAUGCCACGGUGCGGGUCAUCAUUCUCGACGUCAACGACAAUACCCCGGUCAUCACGGCCCCGCCCCUGAUCAAUGGCACAGCCGAGGUCUACAUCCCCCGAAACUCCGGCAUAGGCUACCUGGUGACCGUCGUCAAGGCAGAUGACUACGACGAGGGCGAGAAUGGCCGAGUCACCUACGACAUGACCGAGGGCGACCGCGGAUUCUUUGAAAUAGACCACGUUAACGGCGAAGUCAGAACCACCCGCACCUUCAGCGAGAGCUCCAAGGCUUCCUACGAACUUAUUGUUGUCGCUCACGACCACGGCAAGACCUCUCUUUCCGCCUCUGCGCUCGUCCUAAUCUACCUGUCCCCUGCUCUCGAUGCCCAAGAGUCAAUGGGCUCGAUGAACUUGUCCCUGAUUUUCAUCAUCGCCCUGGGCUCCAUUGCAGGCAUCCUCUUUGUCACUAUGAUCUUCGUGGCGAUCAAGUGCAAGAGAGAAAACAAAGAGAUCCGGACCUACAACUGCAGUAAUUGUUUAACCAUCACUUGUCUCCUCGGCUGUUUUAUAAAAGGACAAAACAGCAAGUGUCUGCAUUGCAUCUCGGUUUCUCCCAUUAGCGAGGAGCAAGACAAAAAGGCAGAGGAGAAAGUGAGCCUAAGGGGAAAGAGAAUCGCUGAGUACUCCUAUGGGCAUCAAAAGAAAUCAAGCAAGAAGAAAAAAAUCAGUAAGAAUGACAUUCGUCUGGUACCCCGGGAUGUGGAGGAGACAGACAAGAUGAAUGUUGUCAGUUGCUCCUCCCUGACCUCGUCCCUCAACUAUUUCGACUACCACCAGCAAACACUGCCCCUGGGCUGCCGCCGCUCUGAGAGCACUUUUCUGAAUGUGGAGAACCAGAAUACCCGCAAUACCAGCGCUAACCACAUCUACCAUCACUCUUUCAACAGCCAGGGCCCCCAGCAGCCAGACCUGAUCAUCAACGGUGUGCCUCUGCCUGAGACUGAAAACUAUUCUUUUGACUCCAACUACGUGAACAGCCGAGCCCAUUUAAUCAAAAGCAGCUCCACCUUCAAGGACUUAGAGGGCAACAGCCUGAAGGAUAGUGGACAUGAGGAGAGCGACCAGACUGACAGUGAACAUGAUGUCCAGCGGAGCCUGUAUUGUGAUACUGCUGUCAAUGACAUGCUGAACACCAGCGUGACCUCCAUGGGAUCUCAAAUGCCUGAUCAUGAUCAGAAUGAAGGAUUUCAUUGCAGGGAAGAAUGCCGGAUUCUUGGCCACUCUGAUAGGUGCUGGAUGCCCCGGAACCCGAUGCCCAUCCGCUCCAAGUCUCCUGAGCACGUGAGGAACAUCAUUGCGCUGUCCAUCGAAGCUACUGCUGCGGAUGUUGAGGCUUAUGACGACUGCGGACCCACCAAGCGUACUUUUGCAACCUUUGGGAAGGAUGUCAGCGACCACCCAGCUGAGGAGAGGCCCACCCUGAAAAGCAAGCGGACUGUCGAUGUGACCAUCUGCAGCCCCAAGGUCAGCGGCACUAUCCGGGAGGCGGGGAAUGGCUGUGAGGCAAUCAGCCCUGUCACUUCCCCUCUCCACCUGAAGAGCCCUCUGCCCACCAAGCCUUCUGUGUCAUACACCAUUGCCCUGGCUCCCCCGGCCCGUGAUGUGGAGCAGUAUCUCAACAAUGGUCCUUCUCGUUCCUCUGAAGCUGAGCCCCGUGGAGUUGACACCGAAAAAGUCAUGCAUGAGGUCAAUCCCAUUCUGAAGGAGGGUCGUGGCAAAGAGUCCCCUGGUGUGAAGCGUCUGAAGGAUAUCGUUCUCUAAACCAGUCUCGGGGAAGAAGAGAAAGAAACCAUGCUGGCUAGCAAAAAAGCAGGAGUGUAUCGUUUUAAUUGCUCACCAAUGGUUGGUUCUUGAGUGGCUGUAUUUCAGAGCUUUCCUUAAAUGUAUUGUUUAUAAAUAACUAUCGUUCUGUGACAAUCCCUCUUGUUUCAGCAGGCAGCAGGGGUGUUCAGUUGGAGCAAAUUCGCUUGGGCUUGAGUUGUUAAUGGGGCCUUGAUGUUGGGGAAACAGAGACAAAUUCAGUUGUGAAAAGUAUUAUGUAUUAAGUGUUUGAAUUUAUAUAUUUUUCUAUGUCAAAAUUAUAAUAUAAAUUACCAUUGUUUGUGAAGGAUUACAUUUAAAAAAAGCAAAAAAAAAAAAAAAAAGCUCUGGACACCUUUAAUAGCUCGCCACUGUUUUGUAGUGUAGACAAGUUAAUGGUCAUUUAUUGUGUACUAUUCAUUGAUUCAGUGAUGUGAAAUCGAACCCCUAAAACGUUGUUUCUGAAGCUCGAGUACUUUCCAAUGCCGCUACUUUGCUGUGACACCCCUGCUUUAAGAACCCUUUUGCUAGCUGUGCUCUUGUUGUAUUUGAUAUUGCAAAUUGCUAUGUGUGUGGUGAUGGCAAAAGGCUUUUAAAGGUCAGUGUUUUCUUUUCUUAAAAAAAUAAUAAAACUACAGACAAAAACAAAGUGCAAACAACUGAGACGGCAAAUGAAUGAACAACACCACACAUAUAGAUUGAGUACUUGGAGGAUAUGGAGAAUAUGUUUCUUAACCCAUGUAAUGAUUGCUCACCACCUUGCAAAGUAUUUUUCUCUGCCUUUCAGUCUUCUGCCCAGAUCGAUGAUAGAUCAUUGCAGAAAGUCAUUUUUGGAUAUUCUGCUAUCUAAUUUGCAGUUGUCAGAAAUACUGUGCUGAAAGUUUUAAGAGAUCCAUUUUUCUAAUUUCCAGGCCCUGAACAGGAAAGUUGUUCCUGUAGUUAUAGGUUUCCAGGCUUAGAAAUUCCCUGUCUCCAAUCAUCUAAAACUCAAAACGACUGAAUCUAUUUAGAGAUCUAAAUUAGCAUCUCUUCAGAUACACAUUUCCUGAUUCAGGGUUUCCCAAUCACAAUUAGAAUUAGACUGCAAAGGAUGUCAUGGGCUGGAAUUGAGAACUCCAUGUUGCUCUGUAUUUUAGGCUUAUAAAUAGGGAUAGAGUAAGCAGUACAAAGUGUACAUUUGGGAAAAGACAGGUAAGAGGUAACAGCAUCACUAAUCUAAUUACUGUGCCUUCUAAAUGGAGACACAUGGACACUUGAACUCAUCUUUUUAUGACUAAUACUUUUUGAUUAACAAUGUGAACAGGAAAUUAUGAAAAUAAAAAUCCUAUAGAUUUAGUUAACUCUUUUAUUAACAAACUGCACAUUCUCUUUCAUUGUAACAUUCCUCCUACUCUUCCCCAUUUAUCGAUUAACUAUUUGUCUAUUAAUAUUUGCUAGCCAGUAUAGUAUUCUUGCAGCCUAAGGGUUCAUUAUUUAAAAACAAAUAUGUCACCUUUGCUUGUCCUUGGUCUUCAACAAGUUAUUUCUAGAGAAACAAGUGUUGCGGUUCUGUUCUCAUUUUUUGAAAUUCAAGAGUACCCAGAAAGAAGGCUUAGAGGUUAGAGCACUAGAAUGUAAAAGAGGUUUUAUUUUCUUAUGUUUAAGUAGAUAAGUCAGCUUGUUUAAACAUUUUAGUUAAUUUUGCCUGAGAUCCUGGCUUUAUACAUUACUAGGAAU